AUGUUGCGAAGGAUUCGUUGUCGAAUACGACCACAAACACUAACUGAUAAUCAUAAUACAAUAUCAUUAUCGAUAGCAUUAUCUAAGCAGCAACUUGUUGCUCAUUCUUUGAACGAAUCUCAAAAUUGUGCUGAAACAUUACGUUACGACUGUACCUCUUCAAUCAUACAUCGGAAACAAUAUCCUAGUUUAAUCACUAUUGAUAUUGGUAACAAUGAAUUACUGCCAGAACAAACAACAUUUACAUGUAGUGAAGAAUCUGUACGUGAACGUCGUCAACAAAAGCGUGCUAAACGAUCUGAAGAAAAAAAACGUAAAAUAGAAGAAAAAAUAAAAAAAGCAAAUCAACGUUGGCAAAAAUAUUCUAAUAUUGAUUAUGAACUUGUCUUUUUCAUUUCACGAUAUUAUGAUCAAUUACCAUUAUGUUCAAAUUGUCGAAAUUAUUUUACAACUCAUCAAGCACAAUUUUUAGCCGACGAUCCUCGUGCAUCACUUGACUAUGCAGCUGAAGAUAUUUUACGUUCAUCAAGUAAUAAAACAUUAACACUGAAAAAAGCAGCUAAAGCAAGAUUAAUUAAAGAUUAUGAUAAACAAACAAGUAUUAUAUUUAAUCUUUGUGAUUCAUGUUUAACUAGAUGUAAACAAAUUCGAAAUGAACUUAAACAAAUUAAUUAUGUUCAAAAAAUGUCAAAUGAAUUAAAUUCACCAAAUCCCAGUAUGAUGACAAUGACAACACCCGAUUUACAACAACAAAUCAUUGUACCAUCUUCUCCCAAUAUGCUCAAUAUUGAUAAUCAUCCAUACUCACCGUCAAGUUCCCCUUUUGUUUCACCAUCAACAUGGACUACCGAUGUGAAUCAUCAACAAAAAAUAUCUUCUCCAUCAUAUCAAAAUACAAGCACUGAUCUUAAUCAACUUUAUAUGAAUAAUGUUAUUCAAUAUCAUCAAAUAAAAUUACAACAACUCUAUCAACAAAGUCAAAAUAUUAUUAGUGCUCAACAAUACCAAGAAAAUUAUCCAUUAACAAUGGAUCAACAACAAUUACAUCAUGAUCUUCAGUUAUGUAUAAAACAAAUGCAAUAUCAUUGUCUAGAAAUAUUACAUCUUCAAUAUCCUGGUUAUUUACUUUCAUUUCCAUAUACACCAUCAUACAAUCCAAAAUAUUUAUCCUAUCGAUAUCAAGAUAUCGAUGAUGAUGACGAUGAUGAUGAAAGUAUUGAUUCAGAAAAUUCAUCUUCUAUUAGUGAGAAAGAUAAUGACAGUCAAAGAUGUGUGAAGAUUGAAGACGAAAAUGAUACUUCUACUAGGACUAGUGAUGACAACAGAUGUUGUACGGAUGAAUAUGAUGAAAAUCAACAGUCGAUUGAUGAUCGACUUACAAUAGAAACAUGUCAUGGACUUAUUGAAUAUUAUAGUAAGUGA
Molecule: messenger RNA, 1422 nt
Organism: Rotaria sp. Silwood1
Lineage: Eukaryota; Metazoa; Rotifera; Eurotatoria; Philodinida; Philodinidae
Source: the annotation of a GenBank genome assembly